This is a messenger RNA of Dioscorea cayenensis subsp. rotundata (Guinea yam), 896 nucleotides long. RefSeq names its product probable glutathione S-transferase parC. The coding region runs from base 58 to 723 and encodes 221 amino acids. The transcript has 2 exons. Gene Ontology annotation, biological process: glutathione metabolic process. Gene Ontology annotation, cellular component: cytoplasm. Gene Ontology annotation, molecular function: glutathione transferase activity. Lineage: Eukaryota; Viridiplantae; Streptophyta; Magnoliopsida; Dioscoreales; Dioscoreaceae. The record is from RefSeq and is a predicted model, not a curated record.
CUUACACAAAACCACCAAUCAAAACAAGCUGACACCAUUCAAUCAAUCAACAAACCAAUGGCAAAGAGUGAGGCAUUAGUGCUAGACUUUUGGGUCAGUCCUUUUGCAAUGAGAGUGAAGAUAGCAUUGGAAGAGAAGGGAGUGGAGUAUGAGUCAAGGCAUGAAGAUGAUUUACUUGGAAACAAGAGUGAGUUGUUAUUGAAGUCCAACCCAAUACACAACAAGGUGCCAGUGUUAUUGCAUGGAGGCAAACCAGUUUGUGAGUCUCUGGUUAUACUUAGUUACAUUGAUGAUGCAUGGCCUCAACCACCUUUCUUGCCUUCAUCUCCUUAUGACCGUUCUGUUGCUAGGUUCUGGGCUGACUAUGUUGACAAGAAGUUAUUUGAGGCUGGAGGAGAGAUAUGGAGAGCACAAGGAGAAGCUAAAGAAGCAGGAAAGAAGGAAUUGUUUGAGGUCUUAAAAAACUUGGAAGGAACACUGGGAGAGAAUGACUACUUUGGAGGUGAAACAUUUGGGUUCCUGGAUAUUGUUAUCAUUCCCUUAACAUCAUGGUUCUAUGCAUAUGAGUAUCUUGGGGGGUUCAAGAUAGAGGAAGAGUUUCCUAAAUUGAGUACCUGGAUCAAGAGAUGCCUGCAGAGACAGAGUGUUGCUAAAGUGCUUCCAGAGCCAGCCAAACUGCUUGAGUUUGUGCGCAUGAUCAGAAAGAUGAAUGGACUUGAGUGAGUGAAUUAUGUGGAGUUGCUAUGAAGAAGAACAAAAGAAAUAAGGAACCUGUUAGUAUUUGUACUGAACAAUAUGCAUCUAAUUUGAUAAUAAAAGAAGUGUGUCAAUGUUUAUGGCACAAGAUCAAAAUACAUGAUAGAUGAUACAACAAACUUAAAAAUUGACAAAAAAAA